AUGCAGUACUUGAUUGUUCUUGCUCUCGUAGCGGCCGCGUCCGCCAACGUGUACCACGACGGUGCCUGCCCCGAAGUCAAGCCAGUCGACAACUUCGACUGGUCAAACUACUACGGUAAAUGGUGGGAAGUCGCCAAAUACCCCAACUCAGUUGAGAAGUACGGAAAGUGCGGAUGGGCUGAAUACACCCCUGAAGGCAAGAGUGUCAAAGUUACGAACUACCACGUAAUCCACGGCAAGGAGUACUACAUUGAAGGAACAGCCUACCCAGUUGGUGACUCCAAGGUUGGAAAGAUCUACCACAAGCUGACUUACGGAGGUGUCACCAAGGAGAACGUAUUGAACAUCCUCUCCACUGACAACAAGAACUACAUCAUCGGAUACUACUGCAAAUACGACGAGGACAAGAAGGGACACCAAGACUUCGUCUGGGUGCUCUCCAGGUCCAAGGUCCUUACUGGUGAAACCAAGACCGCCGUCGAGAACUACCUUAUCGGCUCCCCAGUAGUCGACUCCCAGAAACUGGUAUACAGUGACUUCUCCGAAGAGGCCUGCAAGGUCAACAAAUAG
Molecule: messenger RNA, 570 nt
Organism: Pieris macdunnoughi
Lineage: Eukaryota; Metazoa; Arthropoda; Insecta; Lepidoptera; Pieridae
Source: the annotation of a GenBank genome assembly